AUGGAAUACCCUCCACAAUAUCAACAGCCUCAUGGCCAGCACCCUCACGCUCCCUCUCACAUGGCCGGCCCUUACCAAACAGCGCCACAGAACGCAGGUUCAACUGUUGGGUCGAUGUCGUCCCCCACAAAUCCACAGGGACACAUGCAGCAGCCUCACCCUGCCCAUCAAGGGUCUUCAAUCGUCCCAUCGCAAUCCCAUUACCAGCAGGCUCAGAAUGCCCCAGGCUCGGUACAUCAGCAGAUGAACUUUCCUCAGUCAUAUGGCGUUCCAACGGCUAUGCCUCAGCCCAGCCGCGUCUGGGCAAUUCUACCCACUUCACCAAGACUCGAUGGCUGGCCAGAUGGCACAAGGCCCCGUGGUUCUCCUCGCAUGGCCGGAGUACAAGUGAAAGGUGACCGGAAUCCGCGAUCGCCGCCGCAGAUUUCAGGACAGAUGCCCCCAAUGGGCACUCAACUGUCCAUGUCCCAAAAUGCCCAGAUGCAACAGCGUCGUAUGAGUCAUGUCGGUAGCCCACAUGUCCAGACUGCUCAACCCGUGCUCAAUCAUGUUGCUCGCUCUUCGGUUCCCCCGCCGAUGGCGCCGCCUCCUCAGCCUGUUCAGCAAAGCCAACCGUCACCGGAGCUUGUCGCCGGUGCUGCCGAGGAGUCUCCCUUGUAUGUCAACGCGAAGCAAUUCCAUCGCAUUCUGAAACGCCGGGUUGCCCGACAGAAGUUGGAGGAACAGUUGCGGCUCACGUCAAAGGGCCGUAAACCUUAUUUACACGAGUCGCGUCACAAUCACGCCAUGCGACGGCCGCGCGGUCCCGGUGGAAGAUUCUUGACGGCCGACGAAGUAGCCGCUAUGGAAAAGAAACAAGCGGCUACCGCUGCGGGCUCGGGUCAAGAAAACGUGGACUCCGGAAAGCCUGCCGGAGAGAACCCUUCAUCCGCGCAAAAACGGAAGUCUAGUGAAGUGAACGACGACAACGCGAACUCAGCCAAAAAAUCUAAGACUGGUGGAGCUACUCGAUCAGCUGAGGAUAGCGAACGUGAAUCUGCAGAACCAACCGAUGAGGAUGGUUAG
Molecule: messenger RNA, 1065 nt
Organism: Aspergillus novofumigatus IBT 16806
Lineage: Eukaryota; Fungi; Ascomycota; Eurotiomycetes; Eurotiales; Aspergillaceae
Gene: hapB
Product: transcription activator HAP2
Exons: 2
Coding region: 1-1065 (354 amino acids)
Biological process (GO): regulation of transcription by RNA polymerase II
Cellular component (GO): CCAAT-binding factor complex
Molecular function (GO): RNA polymerase II cis-regulatory region sequence-specific DNA binding; DNA-binding transcription factor activity, RNA polymerase II-specific
Source: RefSeq, a predicted model, not a curated record